AUGGACCCACAAAACGGAAUUUCUAGGUCAGAACCUUCUGUUCUACCUACAACACAACUUCCUGAAUCAGCUGCUAGCAGCCAUGCUUACAACAGUAGCUCAAGGAAAGAUCGCUCUAUUUCACCAAGAAGUGGUGGCGGUAGUGGUGGAAAAGAAGGAGGCGGCAGUGGUUAUCGUCAUUCAUCUUACUCCCCACCAAGACGUAGAAGCCAAUCGCCUAGAGGAGGUGGUUAUCGUAAUGGUAAAGAUGACCGAUACAGAGAUGAUCGAUACGCUAGGGACGAUAAAUAUGAUCGUAGUUACGGUAGAAGUGGAUAUCGAGAUGAUAGAGGUUACCGUGACCAUCCAUAUCCACCUGAAAGAAGAGGCCCACCAAGAAGGAGUAAACCUAUUGAUCGUGGAUCUGAAAAAGAAAGAAGAGAUUCAACAACACUUUAUGUAGGUAAUCUACCUUAUUCUUUUCAUGAACAAGAUGUAGCUGAUAUGUUUGAACGAUAUGGUCGUCUAAGAAAAUUUGAAGAUAGAAGAGAUGCCGAAGAUGCCUUUGAUAAAUAUAAUGGUACUAAUGUUGAAGGACGUCGAUUAAAAUUAGACUGUAAGAAAGAUCAACGUCGUAAAGAUAAAUAUGGACCCGGCGAUCGUUCUUCUGAUCCAUAUGGUCGUGGCGGUGGCGGUGGUGGCUCGCCUGUUGGAAUGAGAGGAUUUAGCCCAAAUUACAGAUCUGGUGGUCGCACCCCAAGUCCCCCUUAUUCUCAUCGAUGA
Molecule: messenger RNA, 762 nt
Organism: Entrophospora sp. SA101
Lineage: Eukaryota; Fungi; Glomeromycota; Glomeromycetes; Entrophosporales; Entrophosporaceae
Source: the annotation of a GenBank genome assembly